AACGAUCGGGAUUCAAGUACUCACAAUGCCACUCGAAUUCUCUGCCUCGCUCUUCCCGCUCUCACCGUCUCUACUUUUAAAACUCGGUAAGGUUGUCUGGUAUUAAAUAAAUAGGUUGCUCUCCAUGUCGGCCCAGAGAGGAAACCCCAGGCGUGUAAAGGUAGAAGGGAAAGCUACCAACGGGAAGCGUUGCCCAUUCCAGUGUUUUGACAAUGCGUGGUACGAAUGCUUCUUCACACAUCAUGAACUUACCGGCAAGGACGACAUCCCCGCUGUUGAUGCUAAAAAGAGCUGGGGUUGCAUCGACGACGAGCUGACAAUCUUCCUGGAUGUAUCCGACGACUUGGGAUCUCCAUGCGAAGCUGAUGAAGUUAAGGAGUACUGUGAAGGUUGCACAAGCCUCGAAGAACUUCAAACGGGUAUUGGAGAAGCCGGAACACGGCCAGCCGCCUGGAUCGAUGACCGAAAUAGCCCAAGUUUGGCAGGCAAAGGGAACGUGCGGAUGUGUGGAAAAUUGACUACAACUGGCUUACUGAGACACUUGAAGCAAUCGCGAUAUAAACUCGAGAAUAAGCCCGAUGCAGAACGGCGUCUCGUUUACAUCGAAAACUUAACCCCGGAGAUGAUCCUCGCCAUAGCAGCCACGACCCCAUAUCUUCAGGUCCCAGCAGUUCGAGAUGCUAUCUGCAAACAUGUAUCUUUUCGUCCCUCGAUCCAAGUCCAUGUUCCGUCGGAUGCAAAGGCUACCUUUCAAAUGGAAUUUCACAUUCCGUUCUUCGCGUUGCGAAAAGCCCCAAAAUCUGAUAACCAUCUUCUUUCGGACCGUGGGAAACGCCUGCGAAACUGGGAAGACGUGACCUUUCCGACACGAAACAAGGCAGGACCAGAAUGCCAAGAUAAUUAUCGUCUACACAAGGCACAGGUUUCUUGCGUUAUUCAUGGAUCUGAUGAGUGGCAGUGGACCGCUUGGGCUUUUGAGGACACUGAGUAUGAGAUGGAGGAAGGCGAUACCACGGAUAAGGACGCUGCAGUUUACGAUAAUGAAGUUGUAUUCGUAGAAGAUCCAAUUGCAUAUGGUCUCGACGCAAACAAGCCCAUUUGGAGACCACGGGAGUACUUCAUAAAGGCUUUAGAGAUCAGAAUAAAGAAGGUGAGGGAAGAGUGGGAUGAAUUGGUCUAUAUGCUACAGCUCGACAGAAAUGAAAACAAACAAUUGCAGUCAUUCACUUCGUCUAAAACUCUUCGAAACUCGUCUGGACGGACUGGAGAUAUGAACGCUUCUUUCCAGUGGACUCGUCAGAGGAUGGUCUUGGUGACUGAACUCCUCGGCGUACUUUUUGGCAUCAUCCACGAAUGGGAUACGUUCCUCUCUCAAGACGGGGAUUGGGGAUACUUCUCUGAUCUCGACAGAUUUCCAAGCAACUCACCCGAAUUUCGUGCAGCAGGACAAUCGCUGCGAAGCAUUAAGCGAGCUUUCAGGAGACUGGAAAAUAACCGGCAGAAGCUUCUUUCACUCAAAGAAACGUUAUCGAGUGAUCUCAGCACGCUGAAACUUUUAUUGUCUCUUGAGGGAAACGCGGCCACAGAAACCUCUGCAUUCAUGUCAAAGUUCACAAUUUGGGUAUUGUGUCCGUAUUCCUUAUCCGUAGGCAUGUUCUCAAUGCAACCAUCCGUGAUUCCUUUUGAGCUCACCUUUCGGUGGUUCGUAAUCACAAUGAUAAUUAUGGUGUCUGCAAUAUUCGUAAUCCAAUGGCUUAUGAAGAGAUGGACUUUGUGUCAUGGUCAAUUUCUCUUGACGAAGUUGAAGAAGGUGUUAGAACAACACCAUGCAGAAGUAAGUGGGGGUGUGGAACCUGCAUGUGGGUCUGAUGCCGUUUAGAUACUCAUCUGAACAGGGGUAGAACAGAUCUAGAUCGUGGUGUCGCAAUAGAGCAAGAAAAUUUUGGGACGGGGGUCUCUUCGAGCAGGGGAAAUGUCUCACCAGUAUAAUACUUUAACUGCGAUUUCACAUUGUACUUUAUACAAGGAGAAAACCUCCGUGAACAAAACUUCG
Hyaloscypha bicolor E is the source of this 2053-nucleotide messenger RNA. RefSeq lists its product as uncharacterized. The record is from RefSeq and is a predicted model, not a curated record. NCBI's taxonomy places the organism in Eukaryota, Fungi, Ascomycota, Leotiomycetes, Helotiales, Hyaloscyphaceae. The transcript has 8 exons. Bases 125 to 1879 code for a protein of 584 amino acids.